Messenger RNA from Dermochelys coriacea (leatherback sea turtle), 8612 nucleotides. RefSeq names its product exostosin-1-like. Gene Ontology annotation, cellular component: membrane. Bases 1 to 1623 code for a protein of 540 amino acids. Lineage: Eukaryota; Metazoa; Chordata; Testudines; Dermochelyidae. Gene Ontology annotation, molecular function: glycosyltransferase activity. The transcript is spliced from 11 exons. The record is from RefSeq and is a predicted model, not a curated record.
AUGCGAAUGGGCUCUGUCCCCGGCUGCAUCGCGCUCACUCGGACAGGGCUGGCUUCGGUGACUUUGCCUAACGCAGCUCUGGGGCUGUCUCCGAGCGAGCCAGGCUGGGCAGCUCAGCAGCAGGGGCUGGUUUGCACAAGGGAAAUCUGGCCCAAGUCUCCCACUGUUCCUUCCGCGGGGUCAGCCCCCACCGGCUGCCCCACUGCGCUGUCACUGCUCCUGGGACAGGCUGAAGACUCUUCGAGGGGGCAGCGCUCAGAAGAAAGCAGCCCCAUGGGCCAGCACAGCGGGAAAGGCAUGCACAGCUCCAGCCGGCGCCUGACUCCUGUCUCCCCGCCCCGCAGGUACGAUUCCCAGGAGCUGAUGCAAAACUCCAGCUUCUGCCUGGUGCCGCGGGGCCGGCGCUUGGGGUCCUUCCGUUUCCUUGAAGCUCUCCAGGCCGCCUGCAUCCCCGUGCUGCUGAGCAACAGCUGGGAGCUGCCCUUCUCCGAGGUCAUCGACUGGAACAAGGCUGCCAUCAUUGGGGACGAGAGACUCCUCCUCCAGAUCCCGUCGAUAACCCGCUCCAUAGACCACGGCAGAGUCCUGGCGCUCCGGCAGCAGACCCAGUUCCUGUGGGAGACCUAUUUCUCCUCGGUAGAGAAAAUCGUGCUGACGACCCUCGAGAUCAUCCAGGACCGAAUCCAGGCACACAUCAGCCGGAACCACGUGAUGUGGAAUGCGCAGCCGGGCGGGCUCUACGCGCUCCCCCAGUUCUCCACCAGCCUCGCCGAUUUCCCCUUCUACUACUGCGCCCUGGGGCGAAGCCCAGCCAGGGAGUUCACCGCCGUCAUCCAGGCCGUCUCACCGCUGCUCUCGCAGUCCCAGCCCAUCGUCAGGCUCAUCCUCGCCAUCGCCAAGUCCAAGCAUUGCACCCAGAUCGUGGUGCUGUGGAACUGCGAGAAGCCCCUGCCCCCGAGGAGCCGGUGGCCGUCCGUCCCUGUGCCCUUCAGCGUCGUGGAAGGGGAACACAAGACCAUGAGCAGCCGUUUCUUCCCCUACGACCUCAUCCGGACGGACGCUGUGCUGAGCCUGGACGAAGACACUGUCCUAUCAACCAAUGAGGUUGACUUUGCCUUCACUGUGUGGUGCAGCUUCCCGGAGCGCAUCGUGGGUUACCCAGCCCGGAGCCAUUACUGGGACAGCAGCAAAGGCUGGUGGGCCUACACCUCUAAGUGGACCAAUGAGUACUCCAUGGUGCUGACGGGGGCAGCGUUCUACCACCGGUACUAUCAUUACCUGUACAGCUUCUACCUGCCGGCCAGCCUGCACAGCAUGGUGGACCAGAUGGCCAACUGCGAGGACAUCCUGAUGAACUUCCUGGUUUCUGCAGUCACCAAGCUCCCGCCCAUCAAAGUCACCCAGAAGAAGCAGUACAAGGAGACCAUGAUGCAGCAGGGCUCUAAGACAUCCCGCUGGGCCGACCCGGAGCACUUUGCCCAGCGCCAGGCCUGUAUGAACUCCUUCACCAGCUGGUUCGGCUUCAUGCCCCUCGUCCAUUCGCAGAUGCGGCUGGACCCCGUCCUCUUCAAAGACCAGGUCUCCAACCUGCGCAAGAAGUACAGGGACAUCGAGAGGCUGUAGAGCUGCAGAAGCCGCAGACAGAGAGUGAGAAGGGGGUGAGGACCCCCCCAAAGAAGCCUGCGGAGAAGGGACUCUCCCUUGGGAGCCAUGGAGGCUUGGCCUGAGGGGCAGGGCCGGGUUGUCGGGCACAAACAGGGGAGACAGCCGCUGGGCCUGGCUCUGGGGUUAAACCUUUGGGGACAGUCGGAGGCUCGGGAUGCAGAGCGCAGAGUCCAGGGGCAGUUCUGUGACUGCUCGCUCCAUGGCUCAUGUCACUGAUUGAUUCUGGUUUUAACCCGCUUUCAAGCCAAGAAUCGUGUCUCCUCUCUGGGCCCCCAAACUACGAGUGCAGACGGAGCCGCACCGAGACGCCCGCUCAGCCGCUCCCUUAUUUUAUCUUUAGCUGCCUUUCACCGUGGUUGCCCAGCAAGGGCUCAAAGCCCUUUUCCUCUGGGUGCUUCACACACAACGACAUCCCCAUCCGCAGGUUUGGCCCAUCAGAGAGUGGCCAGGGGCCGAGCCUCCUGGCAGGGCGAGCAUGGGAGCCCAGGGAAUCCGAGGGAGAGCCGAGUGCACUGCUCUGUGGUCCCCGGGCCAUGCCUGUGCAGGAGGGAGAGAUCUGAGUGGGGCUGACAACCACUGAAGGGGGCAGGGAGCAAAGCCCUAGGGGUGUCAGCCCCAGCAGAUCCUCCAUCCCGCGCUCGCAGGGGUGGUAGAGAAGGGUCACACCGCUCCGUGUCUGCACCAGCUCAGGGCUUGACUGCGGAGCCCCGGCAGGUUGUUCUGUGUCUGGACGAGGCAGAGGGGACAUCUCCCCUCCUGCCCCCUUCCAACAGGUGUCCCCACUACAUCCCGCCAGCCCCUGGGCGUGGGGGAUCCCAUGGCAGCCCCCAGCAGAUCUUCAGCACCCCACUCAGCCCAGAGCCAGCUCCCCAUCUGAAUCUCCCCUGGAACUGACGGGAGGAGGGCUGGAGAGGGUGGCUGAGCUGCAGACUUGCGGGCGGGUGCAUGUGGUCUGCGUGGGAGGGCGAGGGUGCUGAGGGGGUAGGGUGGGAGCAGGCGUGAGGAGGGGGGCAGAGAAGUGAGAGGCCCCCAGCAGGUUCUGAUAAACUGCAGAGAAGCCGGGAGCUCCACGGGGCCCAUCGUCCCAGCCAUGGUGAGUCGGCUUCAUUUCCUCCUCCUCCAGGGAGCUGUCCCUCCCUCCGUGGGGGGAUCUGGAUCGGGGCAGGGAGAGCUGUUUGGGGGCUCUCUGCAGAGCUCAUCGGGGGCAGAGGGAGGUGCAGAGGAGAGGAACUGUCAGACAUUCGCUCAGAGCCUGGAGCACAGGCUUGCCAUGACCGUACUCAGACAUUGAGGCACAGCCUCCCCUGCAGGUCCAAGGUGCGUGUGCGGGGUCCCACAUGGUCUCCGAGGGCCAGUGUAAACCCUCCCCAUCGCUGCUUUAUCCCUGUAUCGGGGGGUGGGUUUCAGAGGCAUCGUUCAGGGAGCGAGUCACUGGCUGGCAGCGACAGGCUGGCGAAUCGGUCCCAAAGCCAGGGAGGAGCCCGUGCUGCUGAGUGCGCCAGGGUCCUGGCAUGAAUUCCUCAGUGUCACCCCGCAGAGGUCAGGUUUCAGAGUAGCAGCCGUGUUAGUCUGUAUUCGCAAAAAGAAAAGGAGGACUUGUGGCACCUUAGAGACUAACAAAUUUAUUUGAGCAUAAGCUUUUGUGAGCUACAGCUCACUUCAUCGGAUGCAGAGGUCAGUGGCGGCGUUGCUCAAGCUGCCUCCGGCAUGCUCAGCGAUGAGAUGCGCAGCGACCAACGACGGGCUAACGGGACCGAGCCGGUGGGCCAGGGAGGCAGGUGUCAGGGUGAGACCCGCUCCUGCCCGGGAGCCGCCUGAUGAAGAGUCAGACAGGACAGGCUAGAGCCCUGGGAGCCAGAAGCCAGGUUAGUUACAAUGAAAUAACUGAGGCCUCCAGAGAGCAAUCGGCCGCAGGUGUCUGCAGGAGAGGGAGAGGAAAACCUCUUGCCAUUUUCCCCUCCCCUUCUCAGCAGCUCUGUCCAGCCCUGCUCCGUUUGAUUCCUCAGCAGGACAGGAUGGAAGUAGCAAGGGGCUGGCUCAAGGUGUCCUCGCUCCCUCCUGUCCACGGUGCCAGCUGCCCUGUCUCCCUGCCCCUGUUCAGCCAAAGGCGUGGGCUGGCGGUGGGGUUUGAGAAAGGCGAUGGACUCCCCGCCCUGCCCCAACGCUCUGUUCGAAUGUGUCUCGUGCAGCAGCAAAAUAGGUAGGUUUUAUAGCGACUCAGAUGUAAAAACCCCUCCUAGGAAUCCCUGUAAAGGCCCAUUUUGUAUCAGAAUUUGUUGAAUUAAACUGAACCAAGACUUUUUCAAGGGGCCUCUGCUGUGGUUUCUGUUCAGGGCACUGCCACUGUGUGUUUGACCCCAGCCCCAUAUUGCCCUGGCCAGCUAAAACCGCUGGAAGCUGGGUGCGAGUGGCAGACUAAGGCCAGAGCAGUGACGUCAGAGCUUAGCCUGGUUCUUGCCCUGCCCCAGUCAUCACAGAACAACCCAGGCCCUCCGCUAGCGCAGGGAAAAGACCCGAGUCUCACACGCCUGAGCUGAGCCCUUGGGGCCAGCUGCACAUUUCCUUUGUUCUGAUGAAGGUUAGCUGUGCCGUUGAGCCACAGAUCCUGCCAUCCAUAGUUAGGCAGAGCUCCCCAGUGAAGGGCUGCAGGAACCAGCCCUGAGCAGGGCCCCAUGGCUCCACAGCAGGGACGCUGUGUGAUUUAGGCCUCGUCUAUGCUAGAGAGUUUAAAUGGCAACAGUUCUGCCGACAGAGGGCUACUGUCAAGGCUAUUUCAGCAGAGGGCGUUCACAUGGCAUCAGACUAGCUGCAAAAGACAUGUGGCUCCAUGGGCUGGCAUAUCAGUGUCCUCUGUGCCACCUUCUGACGCACUGCCUUGUGGGGAAUUUUGGCUGUGUCUUGUGGGAUAUCCUCACUCCUCACAGGGAAUUUGGGACUGUGGGGUCGAAUUCCCAUAAAUCCUUCGGUUCCAUCCCAUAAUCUACUCUUAUUCGCUCUGUUUUCCGCUGCACUGCUGAAACCAUGGACGCAGCACUGAGCAGCAAUGCUCUCAGGUCCAUUUUAAGGCCAGAACAAGGCAUUCUCUUGUAUUUGCAAGCCCACCAUGCUCAGAGACAUGGUACUGAGGAUGAGUGGGCAGUAAAAGACAUUGUCCAGCUAUGACAAGCAUUUGCUGACCAACAGGCGCUGAGCGGUGGCAUUGGGGUGUGAUGCAGAACUAGGCCGACUAGCAGCUGCACCAGAACUUUUGGACAUGGGAGACCACAUCCCUGGAGCUAUGUACCAGGCUUGCCCCAGCCCUGCAGUACCCAGGCACUGAGACGGCAGCUGCCCUGACUGUGAGGAAAUGGGUGCUGAGAACCAGGUGGGUGCUUGCAGCCCCACAUUGCUAUCGGGCGGCAGGCAAACAGUUUGCUGCUGGGAAAAGCCACAAGGAGGGUGACUGUCAUCCAGGUGCGCAAGGCCAGUAAAAGUGUCCAGCUGCACAUCAGCGUGACCGGACAGUGUGCAGGAAAUAAUAGAUGGAGUCAAUGAAAUGGGCUUCCCUGGCUGGGCAGGGGGUAAUAGACGGGCUGCACAUUCCGAUCCUGCCUCCUUCCCUACCUGCCUUUGAGGGGGACUCCUUCAUGGUUGAGCAAGCAUUGGUGGAGCACCAGGGAUGAUUUAUUGAACAGAGCAUAAGAGCGGCCAUACUGGGUCAGACCAUCCUUCUAGCCCAGUGUCCUGUCUUCCGACAGUGGCCAGUGCCAGGUGCCCCAGAGGGAAUGAACAGAACAGGGAAUCAUCAAGUGAUCCAUCUCCUGUCGCCCAUUCCCAGCUUCUGGCAAAGAGAGGCUAAGCUACUGACACGUUGGCUGGGGUGGGAAGGUCCAUGAUGCUUUAUCUUUAGGAACACAGCACCUCCUGACAGGUUGAAAGCAGGGACGAUUCUCUCGGUCUGGCCUAUCGGCAUUAAUGGGUUCCAAAGCCAACUUGGAGUCUCAGGGAUCAAGGCCACCCUUUGCUCCCCUGGCUCAUGAAGCCCGACACCAAGCUCCUGGACAGUAGCAAGGAAAGAUUUAACUAUCUCCUGAGGCUGCAGACUGGUCUUCAGGAGACCGAAGGGCAGGGAUUGUGUGUCAUGACGAGGCUCUGUCUCAGUGAGGAAAACACCCAGUAGUUGUUGCUGCCUGCUGCACCCUGCAUAACAUCCGCCAGCCCAAGUGGGAGCUCUCACUGCCGGGGGGGAGGGGAGUGCAUGGACAGGCUGUGUGUUGAAUGUGAGCUCAGCCAGUUACUAGGCUGCUGCAAGGGCAGUGCCAGUGUGGGAAGCUUUACGAGCUCACUCUGGCAGCGCGCACAAGCCAGACGUGUCCCAGGCAGUAUCCUGGUUUGGCUGGCCAGUGAUGUUACCUGACAUGCAGAGUGAUAAGUUUGCAGUGUGUGUGAGGGUGGUUACAGGCAAGUCCCCGUGUUCCAUAUGCCUCAGUUACCCAGUAUCUCUAUUGCCUUGAGGGAUCUGCAGCUCUGAAUUGUGAAACAAGAAAGACAGUGACGCUUUAACAGAGUAGAGCUUUAUUUAAUGUGCUGUAAAACACAGCCAGAAAGGAAGCAAAAAAGGAUCCCCCCGCACCCCUCCCCCAUAACUAGAAAAUUAAAGGCAGGUGCUGACUGCGCUCAGCAGCAUUGCAGGGUGCAGUACACACAAUAAAAGCAGUUACUGUCCACUGUGAGGAGCUGGUUUGACAGCGACCUCAGUAGGGGGAUCCUGCCCACUCCAGCUGAGCUGCAGACUCUUCCAUAGCACUUGCCAACUGGAGAGAUAUAGACUGAAGGGACUAUUAAUGAUCUAGUCUGACCUCCUGUAUGAAUAGAUUGAGACUUUCACACAGUUACUGCUGUAUAACAAGAUCUAAUGGGAAGAAGUUGAAGCUAGACACAUUCAGACAGGAAAUAAGGUGUGAAUUUUGAAUAGGGAGGGUAAUUUACCAUUGCAGUGACUAACCAAGGGCCAGGGUGGAUUCUCCAUCACUGACCAUUUUAAAAUCAAGAUUAGAUGUUUUUCUAAAAGAUCUGUUCUGGUUCAACCAGGAAUUAAUUCAGGGCCAUUCUCUGGCCUGUGCUAUAUGGGGCGGGGUAUGUGUGUCAGGCUAGAUGGUCACAGUGGUUCCUUCUGGCCUUAGAAUCAAUAUCUUUGUGAUGGGUUGUCACACCCGGGGUGCAGGCUGGGAGCUAUGGGGACUGCUGUGGUCCUUCAUUCUCCUAGCUGGGCUGGCCCUUUUUCACAUUGCUUGGUUGGAGAUACAGCCAGCCUCCACAGGCCCUGUUAUCACCCAACAUGACAGUAGGUGGUACCACACACCCAAACUGAGCUACCUGAGUGCAAACAGCAGACACCAGGCAAUUUCCCAGCUCCCCAGGCUCACCUCCUCCUCUGGCCCCGGAGUAUAAACCCAAAAUUAUACCGUCUUGCACUGCACAGGGAUGUGUACAAUGUAAGCUCAUUAAUAACAUUCGCCUUCCCCUCAAUGUGGGAAGGAUAUGCAACAAGCCUGUGUUAACCAAGCUGAGAUUUUCCCCAGACACUUCAGUCAAAGGUACAGUGGUUUAGAUCAAGCAAAAAACAAGUUUAUUAACUACAAAAUGAUAGAUUUUAAGAGAUUAUAAGCGAUAGCAAACAGAUCAAAGCAGAUAACCUAAUAAAACUGCACACUAAUCCUAAAAUAUCAGAAAGAUUGGCUAUGAAUUAGCAAUUUCUCACCCUGGCGGAUGAUACAAGCAGUCCACCAGGUUUCCAUACACAGGGUAGAAAUCCUUUUAGCCUGGGAUCAGCACUUCCCUCAGUUCAGUCUUCUUUCCCCACGUGUUUCCAGGAGUGUCCUUGUGUGGGGAAUGAGGCCACUAGAUGAUGUCACACUUCACCUUGUAUAGCUUUAACAUGUAGCAGGAACCCCUUGUUCCAUAAACUGUUCCAAGCCCUGUUUGUGGAAAAAUACAGGUACCCAAAAUGGUGUUCAGUGUCACAUGGUCUGGUCGCAUGCCCUUGCUGAGUCAUAGCAGCCAAUACUUACUGGCUAGCUGAAACAUUACAGGAAGGCUAAACUCUUCCAUAGCCCAUUGUCUUUGCUGAUGAGCCAUGAGCACUGUCUGGCGUCUUCAUUGUUGUGCCCGCUGUGGGUGUUUUCCAGAAUAAGCACAUUUGAAAUACAGAUACCUAGUUAACAUUCAUAACUUCAGAUACAAAAAUGAUACAUGCAUACAAAUAGGAUAAUCAUAUUGGCAAAUCAUAACUUUUCCAAUGACACCUUACCUGACUCAUCUUGUACAAAUUACAUCAUAAUUAUUGUCAUUAGAGGCUACCGGUGCGGUGCUCUGCUUUUGUUCGAUGAUGAUAACAGUCGGCUGCGUGCAUGCUCCCUCUGUGUGGUGCCCCGGCUCUGCGCAGAUAGCUGACACAGCAGACCCCGAGAGAACCCGCAAAGACCACAGACUCUGAUAAGGUACGAAGGCACCCGGCCAGGUUUAUUGUCCAAUGAAACACAGUCUCUAGCUCACCGGAUUAGAUAUCGAUGGGUCUGCUAGUACUUAUAUGCUCCCUGACAAUGGACACAGCUCAGUCAGUGGUGGGACUUUCCACUGCCCCCUAGGCAAGACCAAGACACCAUCCCAGGGCUGUAUUCUUAUACACGGGUACAAACAAGUUACACAUCACUCCUGACAUAGUGAGGUGCAACCCCUCUACGUAACAAGGUGCUGCCUCUCUCCUGGUUCGAACAAAACAACUCUAUCCAUCUUUUGCCCUGUCUUUAGGAUGGGUCUGCCUGUUCCUUGUUAUCUGUGUGGAAUGUACAGUGUUCUGGUACUGUUUAGGUUUGUGUACUUUUGCAACAUCAGCCCUUUCCUUGCCAGCUUCUGUGAGCAGGGCCUGCCUCUGGCUCACAGCCUAACUUUGCUUUAUGUUAGCAAAG